Molecule: messenger RNA, 1616 nt
Organism: Aspergillus wentii DTO 134E9
Lineage: Eukaryota; Fungi; Ascomycota; Eurotiomycetes; Eurotiales; Aspergillaceae
Product: arylsulfotransferase family protein
Exons: 2
Coding region: 25-1563 (512 amino acids)
Source: RefSeq, a predicted model, not a curated record
AGCAGACUAGCCUUGCCGUUUAUCAUGGCGCGUUCUUUCUUUCUAUGUGUGCUGUUCUCGCUGGCUCUUGGAGAGCGCGACUGGCCAUGUAAAUCCUUCCAGACAGGCCAUUGGCAACCACCCCAUCUGUCCCUCAACGCGACCGGGGAAACAGACCCCGGAUACCUUUUUAUAGGCGUGCGAAAGGCAAACGAGGCGGGCACCGCUCCGACCAUCUUUGACCGCAAUGGCGACAUGGUGUGGCAGGGCCCGCAUGGGGAGAACCUGAAUUUCAAGAUGCAAAGGCUGUUCGGCCAGGAUGUGAUCACAUACUGGGAUGCACAGCCAGAUCUCAGAGUGUUGGGAUACGGAACAGCGCAUAUCCUCGACAGCACAUACAAAGAGAUCUACACCGUCACGCUGCGCGAUAACUUUCACACUCCCAGCGGCAAACAGUUCGACUCGUAUAUCGAUGGCCAUGAGCAUUACAUCACGCCUCAGAACACCAUGCUCGUUUCAGCUCUCAAUUUCACCCAAGCAGAUACCAGCCAUCUGAGAAGGGGCACGCCCGACAUGUGGGUUUUGGACUCGCUCUUCUACGAGAUCGACAUUAAGACAAACAAGGUCCUGUUCAAAUGGGAUGCACUCGAGCAUAUUCCGAUCUCCAAGUCCAGUGUCUCCGUCAAGGGUGGAAAAAAGUUGCAUGAGGCCUGGGACGCUUACCAUAUCAACUCGGUGACUCCCGCCAAACAUGGAUAUGUGGUCAACUUUCGGCAUAUCCGCUCUGUUUUCUACAUCAACAAGGACGGCUCUGUCCGGUGGCAACUGUCGGGUGACAAUGAGAACCACGGCGACUUCAAGUGCGACAAUAUCACCUUUGCAUGGCAACAUGAUGCCCGUGUUUACAACGAAACCGACGAAAGCCUGGUCCUCAGUCUCUACAACAACGCUGCCCUCGACCAUGACGACCCGGGCCCGUCAACAGGACUAGUCAUCCACGUCGAUCUCGUCAACAAGAAGGCAUGGAGAAUCCACGAGCUGACCGAUCCCACUGACCAUCUGGUGAGUGCCACGCAAGGCAGCUUCCAGCUCCUUCCCAACCGACCAACAGCGCACAUGCUGCUGGGCUACGGAUCCAUACCCAAACUCAAGGAAUACGACGCAGACGGCAACAUCGUUCUCCGAGGACAAUUCGGCACAGAUAGAUUUUCGGCUAAUGCCUACCGCAUCUUCAAAUUCCCGUGGAGAGCGACUCCGCACUGGGAUCCUGCUCUCGUUGUCAAUCAUACCACUCCGAAUACGACGGAUCUCUACCUGAGCUGGAACGGUGCCACGCACUAUGACAACUGGGCCAUUUUCUCGGUCCCGUCUCAGACUUCAACGUUGCUAGAAGGCAAACAUCUGCUGGUGCAUGCACGAACCGGCUUCGAAACUCACGUCGUUCUGGAGAAUAGCGAUGCCCGCUUUAUCAUUGCGGUUGCAAGAGACGGUGAGAGAAUGUUGAGCAAGUCCUCCAUUGCGGACUUGGGCCAGGGGAAGAAUCCUGUUUGUCCUGUUAUUGCAAGGAGGAUGGCAGACUCUUAAUGGGGCCUAUCUAGAUAGGUUAAGGUGCAUAAAUUAUCAAUCUCUCCGUCACA